AUGGCCGACUCCCAGGCGCAGACCCCAACUCAACCUGCACAGCCGAUUGCACAAGAGCUGCCAACUCAGACUCUGCCAGAGAUCAUUCGUACCUACCGUCCUAUCAAGUCCUUCAGAGGUUCCAAGCCUGAUGCCUCGACCCAUGUGACUUCUCUAGACUUUGACGACCAAGGUGAAUUCCUUGUUGCAGCUGGAGACGAUGAUGCAAUUCAAAUCUUUGAUAUCAAAGAGGGCAAGCUCAAAAAAACGGUUCCAAGCAAGAAAUAUGGCGUCCACCUCGCGCGUUUCACCCACCACCAACGAUCGCUUCUUCAUGCGAGUACCAAAGUCGACCACAACAUCCGUUUGCUGGAUGUGCAUAACGAAGGUUAUGUCCGCUAUUUUAUUGGCCAUACAGAUACAGUGACUAGUCUGGCACUAGCACCCUCGGGAGAUCAUUUCGUUUCUUCAGGCAAAGAUGAUACAGUUGCAGUUUGGGACCUGCAAUCUCGAAACCCGCAGGGCAAGUUGAAGCUAGCGACCCCAUACUUGGUGGCAUUUGACCCUUCUGCAUCGGUCCUUGCCAUCGCUUCGCAGUCUACAUCGUCUGUCCUUCUCUACGAUUUCCGCAACUAUGACAAAGCACCCUUCGCAACCUUUGACUUGGCUCCCUAUGAGGAAAUGUACACACCAACCACUCGUGGACGUGCCUGGACCCGGCUGGAGUUCUCUAACGACGGAAAAUAUUUGAUGGUUGGAACGGAUUAUCACGGGCACUUUAUUCUGGAUGCAUUUGACGGCUCUGUCAAGGCUUUCCUUACUGGGAAGAGUGGCGCGACUGGCCGUGCUGCCCCGGUGUCCACGACAGGCAAACCCCGCGGCCAGGGUGAUGCAUGCUUCACGCCUGAUGGCCGAUAUGUGAUUGGUGGCAAUGGUGAGGGACAAGACAUGCUCGUGUGGGAUUUGCAGCAGAAGCCCGAGGCCAACAACCUGCUUUCUCCCGUGGCCAAGCUUCCCCAUCGAAACCGGACAACCGUUGUUGAGUACAAUCCAAAGUACAACAUGAUCGCCAGUGCCGAUAAAGAGACUGUUUUCUGGCUUCCAGAUGAGCUGCCGAAGCCAUCGGAGAAGUAA
Messenger RNA from Penicillium longicatenatum, 1113 nucleotides. RefSeq names its product WD-repeat containing protein SWD2. The coding region runs from base 1 to 1113 and encodes 370 amino acids. NCBI's taxonomy places the organism in Eukaryota, Fungi, Ascomycota, Eurotiomycetes, Eurotiales, Aspergillaceae. The record is from RefSeq and is a predicted model, not a curated record. The transcript has 2 exons. Gene Ontology annotation, cellular component: Set1C/COMPASS complex. Gene Ontology annotation, molecular function: protein binding; chromatin binding.